Brassica napus (rape) is the source of this 2537-nucleotide messenger RNA. RefSeq names its product CMP-sialic acid transporter 2. The coding region runs from base 1118 to 2332 and encodes 404 amino acids. Gene Ontology annotation, biological process: pyrimidine nucleotide-sugar transmembrane transport. Gene Ontology annotation, cellular component: Golgi membrane. The transcript is spliced from 16 exons. Lineage: Eukaryota; Viridiplantae; Streptophyta; Magnoliopsida; Brassicales; Brassicaceae. Gene Ontology annotation, molecular function: pyrimidine nucleotide-sugar transmembrane transporter activity. The record is from RefSeq and is a predicted model, not a curated record.
GUUUAAGGGAAAGACAUAACGAUCAUGUCAUACAUUUGUAAGGUAUUCUCAUUCAUCACAAAGAAUAAACUUAAAUUAUCAUGUCAAGGUAUGUUUCUUCUUCCUGGUACACAAGUUUUGAUCUCGAACUUAUCUUUGAUCUUUUCAUGUUAUUUUGGUGAUAAGACCCUUUUUAACCUCCCUCACUUAUGUUCUUAUUUAAAAAAAAAAUAUAUAUUUAAACAUAACUAUAUAUUGGGGGAAUUUCAUGUUUAAUGCAGCACAAUCAUGAGUUUAUGAAGUUCUCAGUUAAUAAAACAAAUACGUUAACCUUCUACUAGUAUUAAUUAAUUAACUGAAACCUCCUGUCGUUAGGUUUCUCCUACAACAACAACAAAAAUCAAAUCUUUAUAAGAAAAAUCAACAACGAAAUCAAUUAUGAAGCUCUUAGUUAAUAAAACAAAUGCGUAAACCUUCUAGUCCUUAAUUAAUUAAGAGAAACCUUAUCAUUAGGUAUCUCGUACAACCCAACAACAAAAUCAAUUAAAGUUGGUUUUUACGUUAAUGACGUAAGUUAGACUUAAAAAACGACCAAUAGAUACGGGAACUCUCACCACCGAUACGAAGCCUCCAUCACCCGCAUGACACGUCACCCUCACUAAAGCUUCACUGCAACUCAUACUCAAAUCUCAUUGGUCUGUCACAGUCACCGCCAAGUGUCACCAAACGCAAUAAAAGGGUGUUGUGAAAUCAAAGCAAAGGGGGAAGGGGGUCGUGCGAGAGCAUAAGAGCGCACUUGAAUCAACCGAUCUCUUUCUCUUCAUCUCUCUCCCUGCAUUUCUUCUCGAGCUGAAGAGAGUUGUCUAGAUCCUUUUCGAAUCUCUGCAAUUGAGAUCUCACCGACGACGGAGAGGAACGUUGAGGCAUUACCGUAUCCAGAUUCCGUCUGAAUCUUAACGCGGUUUAGGUGGAGAGGAGGUUUUCGUUCGGGAAUGCGUCGUCAUUUGAGCUCAUCUUAGAACUCGAUUGAGGAUAUCACUUGGGUUGUAUUCAAAAUUCACUCUUUGGCCUUUUAGCUCUUGGCACUUCUCGUUUUUUUUAAAAUGAUGAAUGAGUCUGUGUUGUUUAGCUUUGGGGGAUGAAGAACGGGAUGGCUGAGUGCAGCGUGUGUCGUUCAAGGUUGGUUUCUCCCAGCAGCAAAGCUAUAGCCAGGGCUUAUGACAACCGCAAGAUUAGAGUUUCAUCAAAGCAACGAGCUCUCAAUGUCUUUUUGGUUGUCGGUGACUGCAUGCUUGUUGGUCUUCAGCCUGUACUGGUGUACAUGUCGAAGGUGGAUGGGAAGUUUAACUUCAGUCCUAUUAGCGUCAACUUCUUGACAGAAAUCGCAAAGGUUAUGUUUGCGCUUGUCAUGCUUCUCAUCGAGGCCAGGCACCAAAAAGUUGGAGAGAAGCCUCUAUUAUCGUUUUCCACAUUUGUCCAGGCAGCUCGGAACAAUGUGCUUCUCGCUGUUCCAGCAGGGUUGUAUGCCAUUAAUAACUAUUUGAAGUUCACAAUGCAGCUAUAUUUCAAUCCUGCUACUGUGAAGAUGCUCAGCAAUCUAAAGGUUCUGGUAAUUGCUGUUCUACUGAAGAUGAUAAUGAAGCGACGGUUUUCCAUCAUUCAGUGGGAAGCACUUGCUCUGUUGCUGAUAGGGAUUAGUGUAAAUCAGCUGCGUUCUCUUCCUGAAGGUGCUACUACUAUUGCUGUUCCAAUUGCUACGGGUGCAUACUUUUGCACCUUUAUAUUUGUUACGGUCCCAUCCUUGGCAUCUGUCUACAACGAGUAUGCUUUAAAGAGCCAGUUUGAGACAAGCAUUUAUCUUCAGAACUUAUUCCUCUAUGGGUAUGGUGCAAUAUUCAACUUCCUUGGAAUACUAGGAACUGUUAUAUAUAAAGGUCCUGCCAGUUUUGACAUCCUACAAGGACAUUCUAGGGCUACCGUGUUUCUGAUAAUGAACAACGCAGCACAAGGGAUUCUAUCUUCCUUUUUCUUCAAAUAUGCAGAUACAAUAUUGAAGAAAUACUCAUCCACGGUUGCCACAAUAUUUACUGGCAUAGCAUCUGCAGCACUCUUUGGACAUGUAUUAACCAUGAAUUUUCUUCUGGGGAUUUCUAUAGUUUUCAUUUCAAUGCAUCAGUUCUUUUCACCCCUUGCAAAAGUGAAAGAUGAGCAACAAAACGGAAACGUAGAAAUAGUUAAUGCAAAGGAUAGUCAUAGGGCUAAAGACUCAUUCAUCAACAUGGCAGCAGGAGCAAAUGAAGAGGCUACUCACCGUGUUGGAUCAGACGACAGAGAGCCACUUCUUCCCAGAUAAACACUCUCUCACCGAUUUUGUUUCACAGAAUUCUUUAAGCCUAAGAUUAUUUUAGAGAUCAGGGGACAAUUCCGACCGUAUACCACAUGGUUCCAAUGCAAUAAACUUCUUUUUCUAUAUAUAAAACAUGUAUUCUUUUUUUUUUCAGACAAAGAACAAAGCAAAAAAAGCAACUCUUUAUAGUAUUAGUUACGUAUUUUUUCAA